This is a messenger RNA of Xyrichtys novacula (pearly razorfish), 21153 nucleotides long. The record is from the annotation of a GenBank genome assembly. Lineage: Eukaryota; Metazoa; Chordata; Actinopteri; Labriformes; Labridae.
CAGAGGAGUGUUACAACCACAGCUGGUCUCCCAUCGAUCUAUGUACCUGUACAGGAUUUAUUAACCUGGAAUCUGCUCUGAAACACACGAGCCCUUUCUGAAUGAAACAAAUGACUGAUAUUAAGGUUUUCUACAGUAUUUCUCAUUCAGUCCUUAACUUUGUUUCACAUAAAACAACUCUGUUAAGUUUUAUUCAUGGUGUCAUCAUUUCAAUAGGUUAAUUCAACUCUAUCCCUGCCAUUUAAAUUUUAUACAAAAAGGACAAUUAAUAAUAAUAAAAAUGAUGAUAAGAAGCAUUUGAAUUGUGAUUUAUUAAUGUGUUUUUAAUUUAAAUUAAUCUUAUGGUUUUUUUUUAAUUUUACAUAGCUAUAAAUAUCUUUGUUCUUGUUUUUGUUUUGUUUUUUUCUCUCGUGUUUCCAGUUUUUCGUGUUUCUUAUGUUUCAAUCACAGUUACAGCCUCUUGUUUAUGUCCGUGCGGUGGCUCUGCCUGGCGGACAGUUCGGGUACUGCAUGCAUGAUUCCCCACUUCAUUCGUUGUGGCGCCGCCUGGCGGACAAAUCGGAUACUGCAGGUAUUUUAUUGUGUUCUGUCAGCGUCGCCGCCUGGCGGACGAUCCGGGACUCUCCACGGGGGACGCGGCGCUGUUUGCUUGGUUGUAGUUUGGGGGAUUCGGGCGCUGAGCGGAGGUUGAGGCGGAGGUUUCGGGUUGUUGGUCGGAGUCUAACGAGAUAAAAACGUUCGGAGCGGUUUUCUGAGAGGACCGGAGGCUCGGGAACGGCGGAAAAACGCGAGUUUGAUUCGGCUUCGCUCGUUGAUCUUCGCGGAGCCGUCGUGUUGGAGUUUGUCUUCUGUCCGUGGAUUAACUCCGGAGCUCCGAUAUUAAUUUUUAGGAGGAAUAGUGGAUUAUAAUCCCGUUUCCUGAGAGGAUAUCUGCGGUUUGUGGAGGAUCUCGCUCUUGUCUUCAGCGGAGUAAAUCGGUGUUUAUUCCCGGGAGAGGAGGAGGACGAGCGGCGGACACUUGUUGAAAUUUAGCGAACAAACCUUUGAGCUCUGCUAACGUUAGCUUUGACAUUUAGCUGGAGAAGCUAACAACUUUCUCUGACAGACAGUUUGACCCCGAUUUUUGUGUCAUAAUCCGUCUGAUUGUGUUGACGGAGGCCGAGUUUUAAAGUUUUGAGAGAGUGUAAGUGAUGAUUGUUUUGGUGUGAGUGACAGAGCUAAGCUAAGUGCGCUAGCUGCAGCUGUUAUCCUCCAUUCACCUCUGUCAGCUCACGCCAUGCUAACGUCAGAUUCAAACAGGUGUUUUACCUGUUAGUGGGUCAGAAUGAAGUGAGAGUGGGCGGGAAAGUUUCACUGAGCAGCUGGUCGUCAAAUGGAAGUGAGCAGAGUGAGCUGAUAAAAGCAGAGUUUAUUUUAUUCACACUUUAAUCACGGGAACAAAACUUUUCCUGCCGUUAGCUUAGCUCGUUAGCCUGAGCUGACUGAUCCUGCGGCAGACACUUCACUGAAGCUCCCACACACACACACACACACACACACACACACACACACACACACACACACACACACACACACACACACACACACACACACACACACACAGACAGUAUGAGUGUCUGUACUGUGUGCUGAGUUCAAGGACAGUCUGAAAAAACAGACUCGAGUAGACUCUAUCAACUGUCAGCAGCGGCCUCAGCAUGUCGGGCUCCCCGGGAACAGGGGGCUCCAACCCCCGCAAGUUCAGCGAGAAGAUCGCGCUGCACAACCAGAAACAGGCGGAGGAGACCCGGGCUUUCGAGCAGCUGAUGACCGACCUCACUGUGUCCAGGGUGAGCUCCACACCUCUAAUGUCAUCUGGUUUAACCCGACAGAACUUAUAUUUCUGUGUAAAUGUAGGAAGGUGUUCACCGUGGGGCGGACAGAGCUCUGAUUGGCUCCCUGCUGACUGAGAGCUCAGGUAUUCACCUGUAACCAGUCCUUCUAGUUAGUCCUCUGAGAGACAGCAGAGACAGCAGCUGGACCUGUUUAAACACACAGGACAGCAGCAGGAACACCUGUCUGCAGUAACACGAACAAAUAUUACAUCAUGUAGACAAUAAAAAUCAGACAUUAUAACUUAUUAGGAGAUAUUAGGGCCUGUGUCCACUGACACUCAGUAUGUUUACAGUUACAGUUUAAUCGAACUAAGAUCAUAAUUAGUUUUUUUCUCUGAAUCAGACUUCUCUCCUCGUCCUCGUUUACAUGCAGCUGAGAAAACGGAAUUAUUGAUGUGAACGUGUCCUCCUCCCUAACACUAGGGGGCGAUAUGGGUCUUUUCGGCAGCGCUUUUUCCGACCCCAUACAACCAUCAACAACAACAGCAGGUCGGUGUCAGACGUCAGAAGUGUCUACAACUGCUGCUGGGCAUUUUGGAGAAACAAGAAGAUGGAGCAUCGUACAGCGUUGUUUUUGUCCGACAUGAUGGACGCGCUACUUUUUCUAAAGAUGAGACCAACGCUACUCCUCUACUCUGGGGUUUUUGUUACAGGGGCGUGGCUCACAUGCAUUGUCCGAUCACAUGCCGCCUACGCUGGUUACAUGGUAGAGAAAAUCGAAUUAUAAUUGCAUUAUCUGGGUGUCUUAAUCAGUGCGUUUCCAUGACACUCGAGAAAACCGAAUUAUCACCUUAUUCCGAUAAAGACCGGACAACGUAAGUGCAUGUAAACACCUUAGUCCGACUAUUAUCGGAGUUUGAGAACUCUGAUUAAGACACCCAGACAAAAACAACGCUGUACGAUGCUCCAUCUUCUUGUUUCUCCAAAAUGCCCAGCAGCAGUUGUAGACACUUCUGACGUCUGACACCGACCUGCUGUUGUUGUUGACGGUUGGAUGGGGUCGGAAACAGUGCUGCUGAAAAGACCCAUAUCGCCCCCUAGUGUUGGGGAGGAGGCUAUUCGUCAAUGAUAUUUUCCAGUUAACAUAUAAACACAUGAUGGAGAUUGUGUCGGUGUAUUUUCAGCAGCUCUACCCUGGAAACCCUGUUUGUUGUUGAUCAUAAGAUCCCUGCAGAGACGUGUGAGCUGAAAUCAGUGGUUUUAACGUUGAGGAGAGGAGAGGUCAAACUUCCUGAGGGUCUCUGUUGAACAUCAUGGUUCCUCAGAGUCCUUGAAGAAGCAGCUCCUCUCCUUUACUGUACGAGGAAUAAAACACCAACUCUGGGGAAAAAAAGGGACGUGGGCUUUUAAAUUUUUCAUUUCUAUAUAAAUUAUUUCUUCUGAGUAGAAAACCAGAGGAGAUCAUUGCUGUAAGACUGAAAAACGUCUUGCUGUCCAUCUGUCCUCGGGUUCUGUGCAGCAGAGACCGUCAGUAUUUGUUGGUCAUUCAUUGGUCCCUAUUCACCAAAAUGAACAGAUACUUUGAGCUUCUAUGGUUUGAUGGUAGAGCAGCUGGUAACCAUGAUAAACACACUCAUUGUUAUUCAGUGUGGCUUUAGUUAACUCUCACUCAGAACCACACGCUGCUCAAAAUGAACUGCUGUUUCUCCAGUUUAUCUUGAACCCAGACGUGGUUUCUAGUCCCUUCUUCAGUCCCCGUGAGAUCCAGGGUCUUUUCUGUCGAUAAAAUCAAGUAAGGUCGGUCUUUGAGAUUCAAAUUGUGCUCUUUGUGCAGUCGAAAGGAGAAAUGUCUGUCUGAUUUGCCUCCAGAUCACAGCUGAUGAUUGGCUCUGUUUACUCUCCUGGCAGAACAAGUCGCCUUCUGUUUUCUGACAGGAAAUCGCUGUGGUGCCUAAUGGCGGCCGGUUGGUUUGAAGCCAGCCUGUUUGUUUCCUAGAGUGUAUCUCUUUUCCCCUGUCCUGUGGACCUCUGCAUUAUCCAAUGUUUUCUGUGAAUUUGAACCACACUUUAAUGUUUUGUGAGUUAAUAAUUAUACGUGAGAUGGAGCUGUAAUGUGUACGUUAGAGCUGGUUAUGUAGAACCCUCACCUGCACAAUGUGGCGUAGAAAUCUCACUGCUAGAGUUUGAUAGACACUCAAAUGGACAGUAUGACCACACCACAGUCAGGAGUCAGAUCUGUUUCAGGAUGGAGGAUUCAUCCACGCCGUUCAGUCUUUGUUUCUACCAGGAGAUCUGAACAAACACAGUCCCUCAGAAGGACCGGUCCAUGCCCAGCAGGAGAGGAAGGUCUGAGUUGAUAGAAUGACAACACAAGUUUAUUUUGAAGUAGAAGCUGUUUAUGAAAAAGUAAAAUAAAAAAGGGGAAAAGUCUGGAAACAUUUUAGCGUAGCAACAAUCAGAUCCUGUAAAACACGUCUCCUUUUCAUAGAAAAACAAUGAAAAAUACACCAAAUAUUCAACUAGAAGACAUGACAGUUUUACCGAUCCAAAAUAUCAUCCACCAACUGACAACUUUAUGAUCUCAGAGGCAACUUCCAGGGAGCCAGGCCAACAGUGCUCCAACUCCCCAUGGGUAGUCCUCACAGUGCAGUUCUCUUAUGAAGUCCUCACAGUGCAGUUCUCUCAGGUUGUCCUCACAGUGCAGUUCUCUCAGGUAGUCCUCACGGUGCAGAUCUCUUAGAUAGUCCCCAUGGUGCAGUUCCCUCAGGUAGUCCUCAUGGUGCAGUUCCCUCAGGUAGUCCUCAUGGUGCAGAUCAGACAGGCGGUCCUCGUGGUGCAGUUCUCUAACAUUGUCCUUAUGGUCUAGUUCUCUCAGUUACUCCUCAUGGUGCAGUUCUCUCGGGUAGUCCUCACGGUGCAGUUCUCUCUGGUAGUCCUCAUGGUGCAGUUCUCUUAGGUUGUCCUCACGGUGGAGUUCUCUCAGAUAGUCCUCACGGUGCAGUUCUCUUAGGUAGUCCUCACGGUGCAGUUCUCUCUGAUAGUCCUCAUGGUGCAGUUCUCUUAGGUUGUCCUCACGGUGGAGUUCUCUUAGGUUGUCCUCACGGUGGAGUUCUCUCAGUUAUUCCUCACGGUGCAGUUCUCUCGGGUAGUCCUCACGGUGCAGUUCACUCAGGUAGUCCUCAUGGUGCAGUUUUCUUAGUUUGUCCUCACGGUGGAGUUCUCUCAGAUAGUCCUCAUGGUGCAGUUCUCUUAGGUUGUCCUCACGGUGCAGUUCUCUCAGAUAGUCCUCACGGUGCAGUUCUCUCAGCUAGUCCUUAUGGUGCAGUUCUCUCAGGUAGUCCUCAUGGUGCAGUUCUCUUAGGUUGUCCUCACGGUGCAGUUCUCUCAGAUAGUCCUCACGGUGCAGUUCUCUCCGCUAGUCCUCACGGUGCAGUUCUCUCAGCUAGUCCUCACGGUGCAGUUCACUCAGGUAGUCCUCGUGGUGCAGUUCUCUCAGGUAGUCCUUAUGGUGCAGUUCUCUCAGGUAGUCCUUACAGUUUACAGGUUGUGUUACUUUUCCUGUAGCCUUGCCUUUGGGACCAGGAUGAUCCCUUGAAGAGUCUUUAAUCUUGAAAGGCGGGUGUUGGAAAAGAAGAGUGAAAUCUCUGCUGGUUUUUGUUUUAGUCUGAAGAGAACUCCUCUAAUGUUUUUUCAUCUUCAGGUCAAGAGUUAACUGUGUGUGUUUGUUUUUUUAUCCUCCCUCUUCACUGUCAGGUCCAGUUUCAGAAGAUCCAGCAGCUCCGUCUCUCUCAGUCUCGGGCACAGUACUAUGGAGGCUCUUUACCCAACGUCAACCAGAUCAGCAACACCAGCACUGAAUUCCAGGUGAGACCUGUCGAAGAGGAUCAGCUGAUAGAAAAGGAGCCUACAUCUACAACUCCUGUAAAGAAAGAGUUUUGGGGAAAGUGUAGACCCUGAAAAAACAAUAAUGAGCUUAUUUGAAGGCUGCAGUCCGAAGUGAUGUUGACUUUUAUUGGAGUGUCUGAAAACGUGUUUUUUUUAAUGUGAGUUAAACAGAAGUGACGGUGAAGGAACAGCGAUCAGGUGAGUCAGGUGUGAGCUGUUCAAAUCACUGUCAGUCUAAAAUCGAGGAUGGACGGUCCAAGCCUUCGGUAGAGAAGAGGAGCUGCUGCUCAGGGCGUUAAAUAAUUUAUCGGCUGGCUGGAAACAGAAAGAAUCAGAGAGCAGGGUUUUUCUUCUUCUUCACUCUGAAUGUGUGUCAGCUCUCUGAGGACGCGGCGUACUGGGAAACUCAGGCGUACUCUGAAACUGAUUGAAGAGAACUGGGCAGUAAAAAAACCAACAAAUGGACGAGGUUUCUCUCACUCUGAGCUCUCCUUCCUCCAGAUUCACCCUGAUGAUAAAUGUCUGAGUAUUGAAAUUAACAGCACUCGUACUUAAAGAUUCAACAUGAGAUUGACAGAGAGUCUAAAGCUGCUCUUUCUCUAAAGAGUUAAAAAAUGAUAUUCAUUUAUUGUGUGGAGUCAGAUAAAUAAGAAUAGCUGAUAGUUUGUGCAGGAAUAAGAGGCAUGACUCUUUCUCCAGGGGGCGCCAACAGCAACACAAACAGAGUUUCCUCAAAGGAGCUUUAGAGAGUUUUUUAAGAAGAAACAGGAUGUGUUUGUCUCUAACAGAGCGGCACAUUAAAACCACAUGUAAAGAUUUCAGAUAAAAACUCAGAGUCUGUGUGAAACAUCGAGACAGAGUUUAAUAAGUGUGGAGGGCGAUGAAGGAGACGAGCUGGACCAGAAAAAAAACAAGUCAAAGUUUCUUAAAUAUGCCGGAUCAAACCUGAGCGGGUCAGUGAGGAGUUUUUUUGGUUGGAUCUGUUUAGAGACACGAGAUUAUUAGUGAUUAAACUACAUAGAACUGUCUGAAUGCAGCUUCCCUCCUCUGCUUCACAAACUUGACCGGAAAACUGUGACUUUUGGUUCUCAGGGUGGCUUUCCUUCUGGACUGGACUCUGCUAGAGGGACGCGUCACCAUGGGCUGGUCGAGAGGGUCCACCGAGACCGCAACCGCAUCAACUCCCCCCACCGCAGACCCAUCGACAAGCAUGGCCGGCAAAUAUCCUUUAGAGCUGACCUGACAGCUGAUGAGGGAGGGGUGUGUGUGUGUAUUGUGUACGUGUGUGGUGUGUUGUGUAUUGUUGUUAGGCAGGAUGACUCUCUGUGUAGGCAGCUGUUUGCAGCCUCAGGACCAGAAUUAGUUUUCAUGUAAAUUUGAAACGUGACGCAGAGAAAGCUCAGUUCAUUUCUGCCCACUGCUCAGUGACGGUUAGAUUUUCAUUGUGUGUGUGUGUGUGUGUGUUCACUCUAUGGUUGGGAAUUAGCUGCAUUAAGGGUUGUAAGUUGAUUUCACUCUCAGGUUUUGUAUCUUGUUGUGACAGUUUGAAAUCACCGGGCUGACAGUAAGGGGAGGUGACAGAGUCUCUGGUCCCUGAUCUCUAGCCCUUGGUCUUUGGUCCCUGGUCCCUGGUUCAGUAAAAUUUAGAGGAAUGUGGAGUUGUGUAGGUGGGUCUGUUAAAAUGUCUUGUAAAUUUAUGGAGAAUCUUUGAAAACAUGGUGAACAGGUGAGUGUUGUUGUUCAGUGACACUCCGACUCCCUGAGAGCAGAAACCUGUUCAGCUGUUGUUCGCUCAUGUUUCUGUCUAAUAAAGUUCAAGGAUUCAGACUUUGUAUGUAACACACAAACACAGAAAAUAGUUUCUAGAGUUAACAGUGUUUUCUAGAGUGGGUCAGUGUUUCUAGAGUUGACAGUGUUUCUAGAAUUAACAGUGUUUCUAGAGUUAACAGUGUUUCUAGAGUUGACAGUGUUUCUAGAGUCGACAGUGUUUUCUAGAGUGGGUCAGUGAUUGUAGAGUUGACAGUGUUUCUAGAAUUAACAGUGUUUCUAGAGUUGACAGUGUUUUUAGAGUCGACAGUGUUUUCUAGAGUGGGUCAGUGAUUGUAGAGUGGAGGUCAUGUUUCAAGAUUUGACAGUGUUUCUAGAGUCAACAGUGUUUCUAGAGUCGACAGUGUUUCUAGAAUUAACAGUGUUUCUAGAGUCGACAGUGUUUCUAGAGUCGACAGUGUUUCUAGAGUCGACAGUGUUUUUAGAGUUGACAGUGUUUCUACAGUGGAUCAGUGUUUCUAGAGUCGUCAGUGUUUUAGAGUUGACAGUGUUUCUACAGUGGAUCAGUGUUUCUAGAGUCGUCAGUGUUUUAGAGUUGACAGUGUUUCUACAGUGGAUCAGUGUUUCUAGAGUCGACGAUGUUUUUAGAGUUGACUGUUUCUACAGUGGAUCAGUGUUUCUAGAGUGAAGGUCAUGUUUGUAGAGUUAAGUGUUUCCAGAGUUAACAGUGUGUCUGCAGUGGGUCAGUGUUUCUAGAGUCGUCAGUGUUUCUAGAGUCGACAGUGUUUCUAGAGUUGACAGUGUGUCUACAGUGGACCAGUGUUUCUAGAGUGAAGGUCAUGUUUGUAGAGUUGACAGUGUUUCUAGAGUUGGUCAGCUUUUGUAGAGUGGAGGUCAUUUUUCUAGAGUUGACAGUGUUUUUAGAGGGGUCAGCAUUUAUAGAGUAAAGGUAGUGUUUCUACAGUUGGUCAAUGUUUCUAGAGUCUUUAGUGUUUCUCGAGUCGACAGUGUUCCUAGAGUUAGCAGUGUUUGUAGAGUGGGUCAGUAAUUGUAGAGUGGCGGUCAUUUUUGUAGAGUCGACAGUGUUUCUAGAGUUAGCAGUGUUUGUAGAGUGGCUCAGUGAUUGUAGAGUAAAGGUCAUGUUUCUAGAAUUGACAGUGUUUCUAUAGAGUUCGGCUCUGAUGUUGUUGAGUGGAGGUUGUGUUUGUAGAGUGGGUCAUCGUUUGUAGAGUGGGUCAGUUGUUCUAGAGUGGGUCAUUGUUUGUAGAGUUGGUCAGUGUUUCUUCUAGAGUGGGUCAGUGUUUGUAGAGACGAGGUCGUGUUUCUAUAGAGGUGUGCUCUGAUGUCGUAGAGGUGAGGCGCUGUUAAAAUCCUGCAGUUUAUCAUCUGCUGAGUUUCUCCGUCACAGUCGUGUUUGAUGGUAAGUUGUUUGUUCGUGAACAGUCACUGAGUGUUCUGGAUUUUUCCAGCCUUAUGCACACUUCAUGUGUUUGAUAACUUUGUGUGACAGUGAUGAUUCAGUGUUUGUGAAAAGAUUCCUUUAACUGAAACCCACAUGGAGAGCUCCCCGUAUGGAGCAGUGUAUCUGUCUCCUCCUCUGGACAACAACUGGAGAAGGUGAGAGACACACCUGUUCACCUGCUGACACAAAGCCUCUUCUCUUCCUCCUCUUACAGGAGGAUUUUCACUGGAAGUCUUUCCUCCUGCUGUGUUUUUGAUGCUGGGUUUGUGUUGAUCAGUAGCUUUUGGUCAAGAUAUUGUAUUUUCAGAGAUACGAACCACUCAUUUGAAAUCUGAAUUUUUAAUUUAAUCUUUUAGAUAAAAUAUCUUUGAAGGUUCAGACAGAUGUUUGUGCUCCUGUCUUUCUUUUCUCCUCUCUUCUUCUUUUCUUUUUCAUAUUUGUUUCAUGAAGCAGCGGUGCUGUGCUGUUUUAGGAAGUUUGAUCAGUUAAUGAUGUUUUUCAGCAGCAGGUUAAAAUUCAGAAAAGUUCUGAGGAUCUUUCAGCCUCUUUUAGUCAAAUACAGCUGCAGCUUUUUGGUGUUUAAGGAGAGUCAUGAAACAGAUCAGGUCUGGAUCUCAACCAGCAGACAGAUGAGAAAAGGUAAAUGUGAGAGUGUGUUCUGUUCCCUCUGUGAAGAAAUGAGUGAUGUCUGAUCUCUGUCUGCAGAGAGGCAGGUUGGUCUGUAAACUUUCAGUCUGUAAACUUUUAGUCUGUUAUCGCUCUGUUCGCCGUCAGUCUGUCCUCUGGAGUUUGCUGACUGUACAGCGGUGAGAAAAAGUCCGCCCGGUUUCUUGGAGAGGCCCUCUGGUAGUGAACGUGUUCCCUGUAGUCUCCUUAGUCAGUUUCAGGGUCAGAGUCCCACGCUCUCCUCCUCCAUUCAGACAUCUUCAGGCUGUUUCUCUGAGCCAGCUUCUCUCUGGGGAUGAAGUCUCUCAGAAAUCUCUCUCAGGAUUUUCUGUAAAAAGGAAGAACUUUCCAAAGUCUCCUCUCUUGUUGAUCCACGAGGUAUUUAGUCCUCCAUCACAGCGGUCUGUUUUCUGUUCUUCAUUUCUGCUCGGAGACUUUCCCUUUCCUCUGACCUUAGUCCUUUCCUAAAAACCACAGCUUCAGAUCAACACAGACACCAAAACAAAAACACUCUUUACGAUCAGUGAGCUCUUCUAACCUCCAGUCUGGAGCUGUGACCUGAGGACCCUCUGUCCGUCCGUCCGUCCGUCUGUCUGUCUGUCUGUCAGGGUCUCUCUGUCACGAUAACAAAGGUUUUUUUUCUCCUUUAACAAACUCUCUGUGUUUUUCUUGAAGUGUCUGUUUUCUGUCUGUCUAAAGGGAGCAGCAGCCGUGGAUGGAGGACAAACGGCCGGGCUUUAGAUUAAUAUCACAGCUCAACAGGUGACCUUUGACCCCUCUCUCUCUCUCUCUCUCUCUCUCUCUCUCUCUCUCUCCAUCCUUAGCCCGUCAUCCCUCGCUCACAGAGACACUAACACUCCUCUUCUUUUUCAGCCUGUUUUUCUGGUUUCUGUCUGUUUUUCUCCUGAUGGAGGGAUAAAUCUCUUUUCUUAGUUUACGGCGGUCCGUCUGUUUCUGCUCAUUAAUCAGAUUCUCUCCUCUUUUUAACCAUCUCCAGCUCUCUCUCUCUCUCUCUCUCUCUCUGACUUUCAGCCUCGUUCUUCCUCCACAGCCUUUCAUUCAGAGGUUUAUUUUCCAGACUCUGAUCAGCUGUUACUCAGUUUGACGUCACUCCACUUCGAUUCCACUUUACAGAAUAGAAGCAGUUUUUGUAUUUUAGUGAUUCAGUCACAUUUUGUCUGUUUCCAAAUUAUUUUUAUAUUCAUGAAGCUCAUUAUUUUAUUAUUGUAUUUAUUUAAAUUCUCAUGUUUAAUUUGAUCUUAAAGCUCAUGGUUUCUUAGUGUCACACACAUUUACAGUCAGAGUCUCUGACGCCGGAGCUGAUAUCAAACAUUUCCUGAUAAAAAACAGUAAAAGAUUUUAAAUCUGCUUUAAACUGGAGCGUCAACCAAACGGCGUCCUUCAUCCUCGUCUCCUCCCCCUCAGGACGAACUCCGACUCCGCUCUUCACACAAGUGUCAUGAAUCCAAACCCUCAGGAUCCCUUUGGUGUGAACCAGCAGAUGAGCAGAGCUCCUCCCCAACGCAACGGUGAGCGACAGACGGACGCAAGCUCUUUAUUUAUUCAUCGAUAAAUAAUAGGCAGGGAUUAUCCAGAAAUGACCAGGAAAUUAUUUCUAUGAUUAUCCAGAGAUUAUUCUAUUUAUUCAAAAAUUAAACUGAAUAUUCAGUAAUUAAACUGUCAACAUCCAGAGAUUAAACUGUGAUUAUCCAGAGAUAAAACUGUGAUUAUCCAGAGAUUAUUUUAUUGAUUCAAAAAUUAAACAGAAGAUCCAGAAAUUAAACUGUCAACAUCCAGAGAUUAAACUGUGAUUAUCCAGAGAUUAUUUUAUUUAUUCAAAAAUUGAACAGAAGAUCCAGAAAUUAAACUGAGAUUAUCCAGAGAUUAUUUUAUUUAUUCAAAAAUUAAACAGAAGAUCCAGAAAUUAAACUGAGAUUAUCCAGAGAUUAUUUUAUUUAUUCAAAAAUUAAACUGAAUAUUCAGUAAUUAAACUGUCAACAUCCAGAGAUUAAACUGUGAUUAUCCAGAUAUUAAACUGAGAUUAUCCAGAGAUUAUUUUAUUUAUUCAAAAAUAAACAGAAGAUCCAGAAAUUAAACUGUCAACAUCCAGAGAUUAACUGUGAUAAUCUAGAGAUUAUUUUAUUUAUUCAAAAAUUAAACAGAAGAUCCAGAAAUUAAACUGUCAACAUCCAGAGAUUAAACUGUGAUUAUCCAGAGAUUAUUUUAUUUAUUCAAAAAUUAAACAGAAGAUCCAGAUAUUAAACUGAGAUUAUCCAGAGAUUAUUUUAUUGAUUCAAAAAUAAACACAAGAUCCAGAAAUUAAACUGUCAACAUCCAGAGAUUAAACUGUGAUUAUCCAGAGAUUAUUUUAUUUAUUCAAAAAUUAAACAGAAGAUCCAGAAAUUAAACUGAGAUUAUCCAGAGAUUAUUUUAUUUAUUCAAAAAUUAAACAGAAGAUCCAGAAAUUAAACUGAGAUUAUCCAGAGAUUAUUUUAUUUAUUCAAAAAUUAAACUGAAUAUUCAGUAAUUAAACUGUCAACAUCCAGAGAUUAAACUGUGAUUAUCCAGAUAUUAAACUGAGAUUAUCCAGAGAUUAUUUUAUUUAUUCAAAAAUUAAAUAGAAGAUCCAGAAAUUAAACUGUCAACAUCCAGAGAUUAAACUGUGAUUAUCCAGAGAUUAUUUUAUUUAUUCAAAAAUUAAACAGAAGAUCCAGAAAUUAAACUGAGAUUAUCCAGAGAUUAUUUUAUCUAUUCAAAAAUUAAACUGAAUAUUCAGUAAUUAAACUGUCAACAUCCAGAGAUUAAACUGUGAUUAUUCAGAUAUUAAACUGAGAUUAUCCAGAGAUUAUUUUAUUUAUUCAAAAAUAAAUAGAAGAUCCAGAAAUUAAACUGUCAACAUCCAGAGAUUAACUGUGAUAAUCUAGAGAUUAUUUUAUUGAUUCAAAAAUUAAACAGAAGAUCCAGAAAUUAAACUGUCAACAUCCAGAGAUUAAAAUGUGAUUAUCCAGAGAUUAUUUUAUUUAUUCAAAAAUUAAACAGAAGAUCCAGAAAUUAAACUGAGAUUAUCCAGAGAUUAUUUUAUUUAUUCAAAAAUUAAACAGAAGAUCCAGAAAUUAAACUGAGAUUAUCCAGAGAUUAUUUUAUCUAUUCAAAAAUUAAACUGAAUAUUCAGUAAUUAAACUGUCAACAUCCAGAGAUUAAACUGUGAUUAUCCAGAUAUUAAACUGAGAUUAUCCAGAGAUUAUUUUAUUUAUUCAAAAAUAAACAGAAGAUCCAGAAAUUAAACUGUCAACAUCCAGAGAUUAACUGUGAUAGUCUAGAGAUUUAAAAGUGAUUAUCCAGAAAUAAACUGUAAUUAUUCUCUUUAUCAAAAAUUAAACUGAAUAUUCAAAAAUAAAACUGUCGAAAUCCAGAGAUUAAACUGAGAUUAUCCAGAGAUUAAACUGAGAUCAUUCAGAUAUUUAAAUGUGAUUAUCCAGGGAUUAAACUGUCAAAAUCCAGAGAUUAAACUAAAGUUAUCAAGAGAUUGAAAUGUGAUUAUCCAGAGAUUUAACUAAGAUUAUCUAGAGAUUAAACUGAGAUUAUCCAGAGAUUAAACUGAGAUUAUUAUUUUUACAGAUCCAAAAGCUCACUCAGCAGUAUUUCUGUGAAUUCUCUGUAAAAUAUUUAAUUUAGUUUUACUUUUUUUGUCUUUGUGUCUUUGUGCUAACGGCCAACAGCAAGUGUGAACGAGGCGGACAUGGACGCUUCUGGAAACAGUGAGUUUGUUUGAGUUUUGUAAAUCUGCAUCGUGUGUUUUAGAUCAAAUAAUUUAAGGGUUUUCCUCUCGUCUUUUCUCAGUCUUCUCGUUCCCUCCUCUCUCUAACGAGGAGAGUCUGAUGGGAGUCAGUAAACCUCUGCCGAAGCAGCUGUGGGAGGCCAAAAAGGUGAGAGCGUCGCCUGUGAUGAUCUGAUACCUGAGCCUGUUUGUCUGAAAUGAUGUGUCUUCAUUUUAGGUUUAAUGAUAAUUCCCAUUUUAAACUAUAAACUAACAUUCACAUUCUUUGAUGAUAACAAUGAGCAGAAGAAGAUUUUAGUCGUUUAAGUUCGGGUUUGAUUUCUGCCUGUGGUUUCAUUCCCAGGUCAUUCUAUGUUUUAAUGAUUAAUUAGCCGAGUUAAAUUUACAGUUAAAGUAACAUUUCUAAGACCUCUGUUUGUGCUUCAGGUCCAGUCUCUGGCCUCCAGACCCAAAUCCUGUGAAGUUCCUGGAAUCAAGUAAGUCUGAGAAAAUCAUAGAUAUUUAAUUUUAGUGAAAUUACUCAGAAAUCCUCAUUAAUGUGGUUUAUAUAAUAGCUAAAGUUACUCUGAAGAUGAUUGUGUAUAUAAGAUGUUUCAUAAAUCGAACAUUAAUAUUGAGAUCAUUUCAAAGUGAAAUUUAAAACAUAUUUAGUUUUUAACCUGAAACAAAUUUGAAAGUUUUAGGUUUGAAGUAAAUAAAACAUUUAUUUUGAAAGUUAAUCGUCACGUUUCCUCUUCCUCUUGUCAGUAUUUUUCCAUCUCCGGAUCAGAACCCGGGUUUCUCUCACUAUCAGGGUUUGUUAAACUCGGGCGGUUCUCUGCCUGACCUCACAAACCUCCACUUCCCCUCCCCGCUCUCCACGCCGCUCGACCCAGACGACCACGCCGCCUACCCCAACCUGAGCGGAGGCAGCAGCACAGGGAACCUACCCGCCGCCAUGAUGCACCUGGGUAUCGGCAGUUCACAGGGUGUGUGUGUGUGUGUGUGUGUGUGUGUGUGUGUGUAAAGUUGGUUUUUAUUGGAUUGGUCGAUGGUGUUAGUCUGUCCCUGCUGGUCUCGCUUCAGUUCUGAACUCCACCUGUUCUUUCAGUCGGAGGAAUCCGUGGGCUGUACGAUAUUGAAAAAAAAAAACAACAUUGAAAUUUUUUCCAACCCUGCGACAUAUAUGACGAUAUUAAAACAUACAGGACUUUUCUCCAGAUGAUCUGAAUCUGAGUUUCUGCUGAAAUCUUGAGGACAGUUAACCUGCUCUGAUCCUCCCUCUUUCAGUGAAUGUUAGUAGAAUGGCUUCUGUCUGUCUUAGAGAUAUUAUUAGUUUUUAUUGUUCUGUGAAAAGGCACUGCGGACACAGAACAGGUGUUUGGGGACGUCAUCCUUCUUGUAACUGAAAUGAUUCCAGAUACGUGACGUUGCUUUUCUUUUUGGCAAGUCUUCUCCUCCUGUGUUUUCCACUUGUUCGUUUCCUCAUGUUGCAAUUGUUCUCUGCCGAGAAGUGCAUCCACCUCGCAGAAACACUUGUAGUAAAGUGGUCCACUUAAAUCUAUAAUUUCAGGGGCGUGGUUUCCUUCUCCUCUGAUUUUGAUUGACAGCUGGCAGGGUAGCCGAGUUGGCAGCUGAGUAAAGAAGGAAUGUGAUUCGUGAAUGUCAGUGUAUGUCAGUCAGCUACCCUUGAAAUUAGAUGAGUUCAUCCACCUCCGACAUCUCAGUCUCUGCAGCGUGACCAUCGCGCACAUGGACAUCGCCAUGACGAUGCUGUUUGACUCGUCCGACGACUUCCAGAUGGGUUUUAAGAAGAAGUGGACAGAUGAGAUGGUUGAACAGCAGAGCAUCUGAAUUACGCCGUCAGCGGCACAAACGUGAUUCCUCAGAUCAUGAACUCACGUUUGUUGUGAAGUUCACCUUUAAAUGAUGUAAACUAGUUCAAACCACGAGGCUGGAAUCUACGCCGCUGGGCUUAAUUUAGCAAAGAUGUGGAUAACAAAAGCGGUAACUUUACCUGAACUCUUUAUACGGUGACCUGGUUAGUUCGGUGAAGUCAUUAAUAACUUAACCAUGUUCAUGACCUGACCUCAUAACCUCAUUAAAAACCCCAAUUUGACGUUGGGUGGGUGUGUGAAGCGUGGAUAAGAUCAGAAAAACUGUGAUUUCUAAAUCCUUUUCCACACAAGUUCAACUGAAUCCUCUUCAAAGAUCUUCAGCGUUCAGACUUCUAAACUUGAUUGUUUUUGUAAAUAUUCACUCACUUUGACUCUGAUGUCUGAGGGCAGGUUCACCACUUUGUCAACAACUGUGUGAGCAAACGGUUUCAUAACAAUGUUUAAUAACGAAGUUUCUUCAGAGGUUUUCCUCGUAAAUGUUGUAACUGUUUCGUUGUUUUUUUGUCCCUACAGGUCUGUCUUCAUCUCUCAGUAAUCCGUCCAUUCAGGGGUCUCUCAACACCUGCCAGCUGCAGUCGUCUCUCAGUAACCCGUCCAUCAACUCAUCUCUGCGUCUGUCCAACAACUCCCCUCGACGGCGUCCGGCUCCCAUCAGCCCCCUUACCUUGUCUCCUGGCAGCGAACAGCGCAGGGUACCAACAAAGCAGUUGUCCCCGACCAUGUCCCCGUCUCUGUCCCCGAUCACACAGGUACUGUCACCCAGAGAAACAACUGAUAAAGGCUUAAAACAGGCAGAAACUUACAACAGACAGGAACUUCUAACAGGCAGAAAAACCUCCAACAGGCAGAAAUUGUGGAGUCUAGAAACAAAGUGAGGUGGUUGUGUUGGUUCAGGCAUGUCUGAAAACAGCAGUGGUGUUAGUCUGUGAUGAAGUAGGAUAGACUGGUAUCGUGUCAGCAGCAGGUGGAUUUAUCGGGUCUGAGAUCGGAUUGACGGUCUCGGUCAGAGGAAGGACAUGUUUUUUAAGUCCGGGUUCAGCAGAAAUUAAAUCCGUUUUUUUUUCUCCUUCUGGAUAAAUUAAAUUUAUGGAAUAUGAUGUUUUUUUCUGCAGGGAGUGGCUCUGGAUAUGUCCAACAUGCCACGGGAGCCCCCCCCACCGUACCCGCUCUAUCAGCAAUCCCAGCAUGUGGUGGACCAGAGCCGCCAACGCCAACAGCAGCAACACCAGCAUCAACAACCUGUUUCCCCCCUUCAGAGCGUCCAAGUGGACUUCAACGCAGGCCAAGUGAGGACUGGGGGGGUGGGGGACUGUGUGUGUGUGUGUGUGUGUGUGUGUGUGUGUGUGUGUGUGUGUGUGUGUGUGUGUACUGAAAUCAGAGCUUCUUCUUCGUCCAGAUUUGUUCAUGAGUUUGUUUUUCUCCUUUCCUCUCUGACAGAACAACAUGUCGGCGCUCUUCAACGAUCCCUUCAUGGACCCGCAAUUCUCCAACCGCAGCAAAACCCACCCAUACCAGGUACAAACACUCACACACACACUGGACACACACACACAGACGCACACGCUCUGGAUUUGGAGAGGUUUGGAAAUGGAGGGUGUUGUUUGUAAAAGCUGUGAAGACGAUCAGAGGAGGAGGAAAACCAAACUGAGUUCAUCUCUGAUUCUCUCUGGUCUGUUUCCUUUGCACCAUCUGCCUCCCAGUUGGACCAGUUCAGUCUGCUUGAAAACUCCAUGAGCUCCACAUUGGGGAGCGCCGGCAUUGACCCAUGCUCCUCCUCCUCCUCCUCACUCCUCAAUUUUUCCCAGGCCAACCUAUCUGGGCUCGGGGGCGGGCACGGAAACCUGCAGGACCCCCUGUGCAUGAGGCCGAACAUGCUGUACUCGAACUGCAGCGGAGGACUGCCAAACAUCAUCCUAACUGGUGAGUCUUACUGGUCCGACCGGUUCAUAUGAAAACAAACAAGAUCAAUAACAAACACAAAUCCAGCAAGUACACUUCAACCCAAAAUGAUUAUGAUGAUACCUGUCAAAUACAAGGAAGUCAUUAACUGUUUACACAGUGACACGUCAGUAUUUCACCUCAGAUUUGACAUAAAUAGGACACGCGGGCAAGUCUGGAACCAUGACCAGUUCUGUUUUAUGAAGUAAAACUGUUAAAGGUAUAAAAUCAAACUUUGACAAAAAGUCACCGUGUCUAAAAUUAUUCAUACCCCAGUGAUACCGAGACAGACGAGCACAGUUCUCGACUCGCUCGUGACAUUUCAGUCAUUUUCAACUCAACCUUUUGCCGUGGCAAAGACCAAAGAGCUCAGUGAGGACUUACGAGCACACAUUAUAAAUGCCAAAAAAGAAGGAAAAGGACAAAAAAACUGCCAAACAAUUUUAGGUGCCAGUGGCAACGUAGCCUGGCUGGGCCAUCCUGUUGCGUGAAUCACUUGCCGUUCCUUCCCACAACAGUCUGGACUUCGGCCCAUUGGGAGCGUGUAUUCCCGAUCAGAAAAUAACCGGGCCAAUCAGAGACCGUGUUUCCAUUGUUACCUGGACAACAGGGAAAGGCAGCCCCUGAUUGGUCCAUGUGUAGAUGGAGACGUCUAACACAUGCUGCAGGACUUUUCAAAGCGCCGUUUAUUCAGAACGCCGUUAAUUCUGCAGUUGACUUUGCAAAGUCGGCAGAAAUCGCAGAAAUCGUUAUUUUCUGACCGGGAAUACACGCUUCCAAUGGGCCGAAGUCCAGACUGUCGUGGGAAGGAACGGCAAGUUAUUCACGCAACAGGAUGGCCCAGCCAGGCUAGUGGCAACGGCGCAAAGUAUCAUUAAUAAGUACCAAAAAUUUCACCCAGUCAAAAACCUCAAAGGUCGUGGUCAGAAGUCAUCAGUUAUUACCAGAAAGAUCGAGUGAGAUGUUGAAAACAAUCCGAGGACGACAACCAAGGCUGUCCUGAAGGAAGUGAGCGCAGGGAUGUGACUAUACCGAGGCAGACACUCCAGGGGACACUGAUCCAAAAUGGUCUCUCUGGACGUCAACCAAGAAAGACACCUCUGCUUCAACCAAAGAACGUAAGAGCUCGUCUGACCUUUGUUAAGACGUACCUAGAGAAGGAGGAAAGCUUCCUGUCAUCUGUUCUGUGGUCAGAUGAAACCAGAAUUAAACUUUCGGGCACAGAGAUGUGGCGUUUAUCUGAAGAAAGAACGGCGAGGACUGCAAGAGGUGGAAGCAUCGUGCUGUGGAGCCUGCAAACUUCGUGAAAGUGGGAGGCACCAUGAGGAAAGAGCAGUAUGUCAAGAUGAUUGAAGAGAACCUGAACCUGGGGGAGAACUGGACCUAUCGGCAGGACAAUGAUCCACAGCAUACAGCCGAGGUGGUGGAGAAAUGGUUCCAGGACUGUGAUGUUGAUGUUAUGAAGUCAGAGUCCUGGUUUAGACCCCAUCGAGAACCUCCGGGUGGAGCUCAAGAAACAGGUGACAGCGUGAAAACCCUCCAACCUCAAGGAUCUGAAAACGUUUGGUCCAAAAUUCCUGCAGAUACUCCGAGAAGCUGGUGAGAAAUGACAAAAACCGUUCGGAGGAUCUGAGGUGAAAUACUCGAGCGUUACUGUAAAAAUUCAGACAUUUCUUGUAUUUGACGGUUAUGGAUCAUUUUAGGCUCCUCCCCUCAGUGACCCCGCCCUCGACCAAACCACACCCUCAGGUUAAGUCUUAGAUUGAACUUGAAUAUGUUAAUGAUUAAUAUGUGAAUGUUAAUGAUGGUAAUGAUUACGGUGACCAUGAGUAACCCCGCCCCUUUCUCUCAGAUGACUCUAACCCGACUCUGGCGAAGGACAUCAGCGCCGCCCUCUCCACUGUUCCUGAAUGUUUUGACACUGAGGGAGGCUUCCCAUUGGAGGAUGAGCUCCGUAUUGAGCCCCUGAGCCUGGACGGUCUGAGCAUGCUCAGUGACCCUGACAUGGUGCUGCCCGAUCCUUCGGUGGAGGAUUCUUUCCGCAGCGACCGACUGUGAACGCGGGAGUUUUAUUUGUGCGUGUGGGCGGACCGUAUCAGCAUGAACCAUUCAGACAAAGUGAACACACCUGAGAACACGGGUCAGAACCCGGUCCAGGAUUAGGUCCAGAUCAUCUUCUCAGACCAAACAGGAUGCAGUCAAGCUCGGAGUCUCCUGCUUCUCCGAGCGCCAACCCCCUGAAGCCAUGGCAACAACACGGCUGCGUGUGGAGCCGCAGAAACACGCUCUCUGAUUUCCCACGGCUCUCGGAGAAGCCGAGUCCGCCUCUGAGAUGUUUCCGGAGAGAGCGCCGUUUCUCCUCCUUCAGGCUGUGAAAACUCUGAGACAAUCGUGGUGGAAAUGAAGGUCGAAGGGACGCCGAUGUUGGAUUUCUGUGGUGGUGACCCGUCUGUCACAGAGAUGAUAAAACACUAUGAAAGCCUCGAUUUUAAUCUGAUUCCAGAGUAUUUUUAAAGAAGGGUUAAAAAAGGGCAAAUUGUUUACAAUGAUGAGAUUUUCAUGAAUAUUUCUAAAGAGUCAACAGAACGAAAACUCCGAUUCUAAAUGUGAGACUUUCCCUCUAGACUAGUCAGCUGAACUCUACAGCAGAGACCUUUUCAAAAUAAAACCUUUUUUUUUUCACGUUUAUUUAAAGAAAUGUCUGUACAGUCUUUGUUUUAUUUUCUUUUUUUUACCAACUUGUGACGUUUUUGUUCAUUUUGCAUGCCCUGUGCUGCUGUGCGUCCGUUUGUUCGAAGUAGUUCCCCCUCGUAACACAAACACAGACACACACAGACGCAAAGAACAGACCGAUCACGCGGAGAUUGGACAUCAUGUAACAUUGCACUUACUGUGUUUUGCACUAUUGAAUCCUCGGUGUGUCGUCUGACACUUCAGCAUGUAGUUGGUAAAAACUCCCCCCAAAGAUCAGAGCAAUCAUGAAAGUUCUGCACAAACAGAAACUGUUUUUAUUUUUGUAUAAGCGAAAAAAAGGAAUUGGAUGUUAUUUUCUGGGCUUUGGUAUUUUUGAAAAGAGUUCAUUGUUACAGCUGAUUAUGAAAUAAGUCACUGACUCUGUGCAGAAACGGCCUGGAGUCAGUUUUAAAAAAAGUGUUAAUGUUGCUUUUGAAAAGACGGGGGACUAAAAUAUCUUUUAUUGCUCCUUUAAGCUAUGCAAAAGUUUUGUACUCCUGAAACCUGUUGAACAUGUCCAACUUUACACAUCGUGAAGGUUUUCUGAGGGCUCACCGAGCGUCGAGUUCUUCUCUGGCAAAAGUUAAAAAAAGAAAUCACUGAAGAACAAGAGCGCCGCUUUAACAGAAAUGACAAACAUGUAAAUAUUCUCUUUUUUUUUUUCACGUAAUUCAGAGCUUCUCUGUGCCGAGGACUGAGGACGAGAUCGACUACGUUUAUUGUUUUUUAUGGAGAAGGGUGUGGGGGCUUUCAUGAGACGGUGUCGUGGUAUUUUUACUCCGUUUUAGUCAUACAUUUUACCCACUCUUGUUACUAAUCUGUGAGUUUUUGAGUGUUGGAGCCAUUUUGCAGUUAAACUUUUGAAAGCAGUUCUAAUCCUGGUGUUUCCUGUCCUGCUGCCUUCUGCUGCCUUACUUUAAUUCUCCUGCAGUAACUCGUGCCGGCUAGUUUCCCCUCCUCUCAGCUUUAACUUCGGUUCUUCGUGUCACUAAGUCCCUCUGUUUCAUCCGUAUUUUUUAUGUCUUACUUUUUUAGUUUCAUAUUCGAAUGUACAGCUCUGUUAUUUAAAGUGUUUUGUCACUGUUGUGUUACCAUUUUUAUCCAUGUAUUCCAAAGUUCAAGGUCUCCUCUGUCUGUCUGUUUGUUUGUUUGUUUGUUUGUAAGGUCUGUCAGAGUGCUUAUCAUUCUGGUUUAAUAGAAACAAUAAAACUCUAUACUGUCUAUUAACUCCAA